AUGAAUGAUAGGACUAAUUCUCUUGAUUAUAAAAAUAUUUCCCUCAUGUUAGCAGGUGAAAUAAGUUCAGCUUGUAUAAAUAGAAACAACUUAACACAGCCUAUAAAACAGUCUACUGUAUCUUUCCCGGAUAAUAUGGAGGAUGACGAUGAACAAUUUAUCUUAAAUCUAAAAAAAAAUAUUGAUAAAAAUUAUAAAAUGCAAAACAAAGAAAGUUUUAGUUUAAAAAAUUUGCAAAAUAAACCGUUCUCAUUGAAAAAGAAGAAAUCAGUAUUCAGCGAUGAAAAUCAAAAUCUUAUGAAGCGAUUUAAAAAAUCUGUAGAUGAGAGUAAAGCUCUGGAUAUAACUCCACAGAAAUUACAGAAGCUUCAAAAUGUCAAUUAUAAUAACAAUGACAAUAACUCAAUGCCUACAGCUACUCCACUGCUCACCUCUGCUGUUGCACUUAACAAUGUUGACAUGAAUUUAAGAAACAAAGCGAAUCAAUUUUUCUUUCAAGUGACUUCAAAGUUGCAAAAAAAUGACCAAAUGAUAACACCAGCAAAUAUCAAAACUGUUACCGAAACAGAAAUUGAACAACUAAUUUAUUAUGAAAUGCAUUGUUUAACACCACCUCGAACAAUUCAUUGA
Dinoponera quadriceps is the source of this 630-nucleotide messenger RNA. RefSeq names its product DNA repair protein RAD50-like. The record is from RefSeq and is a predicted model, not a curated record. Lineage: Eukaryota; Metazoa; Arthropoda; Insecta; Hymenoptera; Formicidae. The transcript is spliced from 4 exons. The coding region runs from base 1 to 630 and encodes 209 amino acids.